CCUCCCACGCCGGAUGGAUGGCUGCCUGCCGCUCUUCUUCUGCCCGACAGGAGCCUCGCAACCUCAGGAAGAUGGCGGCGCCCAGCUACAUGUGGUAGCGGCCGGUUGUCCCGAAGAGGAAGAAGCCAUGAAGCGGAAGGCCGGCUCGGGCCGCCACGGCGGCGCGAUGAAACGGCUGCGGCUGGCGGUGCAGGAGUUCGUGCAUGCGACCGCAGGGGACGAGACCCCCGGCGGCGCGGAGGGUACGUGCCACGGCGGCAGACCGCGGGCGGCCCCGCGUCCCGGCGGGAAGAAGCGCCGCAAGGAGCUGAGGAAGGAGAAGCGGCACCUGAGGAAAGCCCGCCGGCUGCAGCGUACCGGGGGGCCGGCCAGGGCCCCGGGAGCCGCCGGGGAGAGACCGGGAAAAAAACAAAAGCAGGCGGGUGCGGCUGCGGCUGCGGUUCUGGCUCCAGCUCCGGCUGUGGCUCCGGCACCUGUUCCCGGAAAGCCGCAGAAACCAAAACAGCAGCAGAGGCCUCCGCCGGCCGAGGACAGGCCUCUCCGUGGGCCCACUCAGGCCCAGGCCCGGGGACCCGAUGCCGCCGCCGCCGCGGCUCGGAAACGGGCGCUUCUGGAGGCCAACGAGGAAGAGGACCGCGAGAUCCGGAAGCUGGAGCGCCGGCUGGGGCUGAGCAAGCGCCGCCAGAAGAAGAAGGGCGACGGCGGCCGCAGCAGCGGCUGUGCUAAAGCGGCUUUGCCGUCCAGUUUCGUCCGCGACGGCCUGGACUACAUCCUCGGGGCGCUGGACGCCGGCGGCGGCUCCGCCUUGUACGAGGAGGAGGACGACGAGGACGGGGAUGGGGAGGGGGCGCUGCUGCCCCGAGGGGGCGGUCUGGAUGGGGACAGUGAUAAGGGGGACUCGGGAGCAGACAGUGACGAGGGGGACGAGGAGGAGGAGGAGGCUAUUCUGGAAGACGAUCUCCAAGGAGAACAGGACGAGGAGGAUGAGGACGAGGAGGAGGAUGAAGAACAAGACGGCGCAGACACGCAGGUAGAGGCCGAGAAGGAAAAGAAAAAGAACAGGAAGAGGGUGCAUUUUGCAGAUGAGGAUAGCGAAGAUGCCUCUUCGGAGGAUGAGAGCCCCACUAAUGAGGUUCUUUCUAAAAGUGCAAAGUAUAUCCCACCUCAUGUGAGAAGAUCUGAGGAAACAGUGGAUGCCAAAAAGAAGGAAGAACUAGAAAGGUUAAAGAAAAAUGUGAAAGGUCUAAUUAACAGGUUGAGUGAACCUAACAUGGCUUCUAUAAGUGGACAGCUGGAAGAGCUAUACAUGGCAAACAGUAGAAAAGAUAUGAAUGACACUUUGACAGAUGUUCUUAUGAAUGCUUGUGUAACUGAAGCUGUGAUGCCUGCCAGACUGAUGAUGGAACAUGUCCUUUUGGUUAGCAUUCUUCACCACACUGUAGGAAUUGAGGUUGGUGCUCACUUUUUGGAAGCUGUGGUGAAGAAAUUUGAUGAAAUACAUAAAACUGGUAGUGAGGGAAAAGAGUGUGACAAUCUCUUUGCCAUAAUUGCCCAUCUAUAUAACUUCCGUGUGGUACAAUCUCUACUCAUCUUUGACAUUCUGAAAAAGCUUAUUGGAACUUUCACAGAAAAGGACAUUGAAUUGAUUCUCCUAAUGCUGAAAAAUGUUGGUUUUUCCUUGAGAAAAGAUGAUGCUUUGUCCCUGAAGGACCUGAUCACUGAAGCCCAGACCAAAGCCAAUGGAAUAGGCAAGAAGUUCCAAGAUCAAACUAGGAUUCGAUUCAUGCUUGAGACUAUGUUGGCACUAAAGAAUAAUGACAUGCGCAAAAUUCCAGGCUAUGACCCUGAACCUGUGGAGAAACUAAGAAAACUGCAGAGAACAUUGAUUCGAAACAGUGGUUCUGGUAAAGAAACUCAACUUCGAGUCUCCUGGGAAAGCCUUUUGAAUGCAGAGCAGAUUGGCAGGUGGUGGAUUGUAGGAUCAUCAUGGAGUGGAGCCCCAAUGAUUGACUGCAACAGUUAUAACCAGCAGAAACAGCUUAAAGGAACGGUUAGUUCAAAGAUACUAGAGCUUGCCCGAAAGCAGAGAAUGAACACUGAUAUCAGAAGAAAUAUUUUUUGUACAUUGAUGAUUAGUGAAGACUUUUUGGAUGCGUUUGAAAAGCUUCUAAAACUUGGACUCAGGGAUCAGCAAGAAAGAGAGAUAGUACAUGUCCUCAUAGAUUGCUGUCUACAAGAGAAAAUAUAUAAUCCUUUUUAUGCAUAUUUGGCUAGCAAAUUUUGUGAAUAUGAAAGGAGAUUUCAAAUGACAUUCCAGUUCAGCAUAUGGGACAAAUUUCGGGAUUUAGAAAACUUGUCAGCUACUGCAUUUUCUAAUUUUGUGCAGUUGGUGGCCCACUUGCUGAAGAAAAAGUCACUUCCACUUUCCAUCUUUAAGGUAGUUGAAUUCAGUGAACUGAACAAACCCAGAGUCCACUUUUUACGGAAAAUAUUACAUAAGCUAUUGAUGGAAACAGAAGUUGAAGAACUUGCCACAAUUUUUGGCAGAGUAUCUGACAACCCAAAGCUGGGAAUGUUGCGGGAAGGUUUGAAGCUUUUCAUUAGCCACUUCUUACUGAGGAAUGCACAGGCCCUCCAAAGUGCUGAAGAAGCCAAUACACUUAAAGAAAGAGCCGAUCUUGCAACAAAAUCUUUGCAAGGAAAAUCAUCCUUAAAAAUGUAGUGUUAUGGGAAAGGGUCAUGAUUGGAAUGAGUCAGUAAAACCAGAAGAUCUCUAGGCUGACAGAGCCAAUAUUACGAGACAUGAUAAUGAGACAAGAAUCUAUUUAUUUUUAUAUAUCUUUGUUGCAUGUGUAUAAAGUAUAUUGGGUAUAAUUUAUACAAUUUUUAUAUUGAAAAUGGUUUUCUAUCACUGGAUGUAAUGAGACCUUGAUAGAAAUUAAGAGUAGGCCACUAGAUGGUGCAAUAAUCAUGAAAAAAUUCAGUGUCAUUAGUGACUGUUUUUUAUUAAAAAGAAUUCCCUCAAUAAAAUUAUUUAAAUGUAA
This is a messenger RNA of Phascolarctos cinereus (koala), 3044 nucleotides long. RefSeq names its product nucleolar protein with MIF4G domain 1 (gene NOM1). NCBI's taxonomy places the organism in Eukaryota, Metazoa, Chordata, Mammalia, Diprotodontia, Phascolarctidae. The record is from RefSeq and is a predicted model, not a curated record. Gene Ontology annotation, biological process: ribosomal small subunit biogenesis. Gene Ontology annotation, molecular function: protein binding; RNA binding. Gene Ontology annotation, cellular component: nucleolus.